AGCAUCACUCUCAAUUAGACGUAUACAGGGAGGAUAUAUAUUGAUGUAUAUAUAUAUAGAAGAUUGGGAAAUACCCGAACACAUCCAGAUAUCAUCCCAGGAAUUGCAGAGGGCAUUGUAGAAUAGAUAUCUCGAGAAAUUAAUGUCGGAGAUGACUCGGCAGCCAACUCGGAACAGCUGGAUAGCCUCAGGCUACAAGGCAGGGGCAGCUCCCAAAAAGGAAACGAAGAGAUUUGAAAAGAAGUUCAGCAACAACUCGGGCUUCAACAUCACAUCCUCUCCUUCAACACUCUCGCUUUCCUCGCUUUCAUCUCUUCUACUCCUUCUUGUAUCCUUACCACUUCACCCCUCCUUCAUCCCCAUCUCUCUCCGCUCCUUUCCUUCCCUAUUCUCUCUUCUUUCCUCCUCCCCCCUCCGUUCUCUUCAACCCACCGCCUCCCACAUCCAUCCAUCCAUCCCUCUUUGGGACUUCAUUGAUUCGUCUGAGUGUCCUCUCGUUUCCGCUUUAUUUGUCAGGUGCCGAUCGGGUGUCGUUUUCUCCUUCCAAAAACGUUUGCUUGGGGAAUGGUACUGGCAGAAGUUCAUUUUCGUAAGUCCCCUGCUCCGUCCUGAUCCCUUUUCGUUUUUUGAUUCCCUUUUUCCUUCGGUUCCGAGAGUGGGUGCAAAUACGAGCUGUCGGUAUUUCCCCCGGCUCUGGCGUCUCGUGGAUCUCUGGAGUUGGGAUGCUAUUUCCCUCCGAAUGGAUUUCCCUCUGCCCUCCCUCCCCUCCCUACGUAUCGGCCUUGUCCAGGCGUCCGCCCCCCCCCCCCAACCUUAUUAGAUAAUAUUUGAAGUGGGUUACAGCGAAGUAAGAUAUUAGGAGUAUCGUCCAAGUUUGGGGGGAAAAUAAUCGAAAAAGAAGAACAAGGCAAGCAGAGGAUC
Messenger RNA from Aspergillus ochraceoroseus IBT 24754, 921 nucleotides. RefSeq lists its product as uncharacterized. The record is from RefSeq and is a predicted model, not a curated record. The coding region runs from base 143 to 820 and encodes 225 amino acids. The transcript has 2 exons. NCBI's taxonomy places the organism in Eukaryota, Fungi, Ascomycota, Eurotiomycetes, Eurotiales, Aspergillaceae.